Eleginops maclovinus (Patagonian blennie) is the source of this 2341-nucleotide messenger RNA. RefSeq names its product leucine carboxyl methyltransferase 2 (gene lcmt2). NCBI's taxonomy places the organism in Eukaryota, Metazoa, Chordata, Actinopteri, Perciformes, Eleginopidae. Gene Ontology annotation, biological process: wybutosine biosynthetic process; tRNA methylation. Bases 4 to 2223 code for a protein of 739 amino acids. The record is from RefSeq and is a predicted model, not a curated record. Gene Ontology annotation, molecular function: tRNA methyltransferase activity; protein binding. The transcript is spliced from 13 exons.
CACAUGAAGGAUGUUUUGAAAUGUUCUGUGGCUCCUCAAUUCUAUCAUGAAAAUGGACAUUUUGAUUUAAUAUACUGUGAAAUAUGUGUUGUAUUUUACCUGCGAAUUACAAGACAACUUGCUGACAUUAUGCCGACAACAAAUAGAAAGAGACAGGGCAGGGACACCGCUGUUCAGGGGACCAACGACAGCAGUGUGGUCAGCAAAGUGUCUGCUGCAGCUCAGGGAUAUUUCCAGGACGCCUUCCUCCAACACUUUGUUUGCAAAGUGGCCAGAAGAGCCCCGCUCAUCAACAGGGGCUACUAUGUGCGCUGGAGAGCUGUGGACCACUGUGUGAAGAAGUUCCUACAAGUUACUGAAAACUGCCCGAAGAGACAGAUUCUGUCUUUAGGCGCGGGGUUCGACUCUGCGUAUUUCCGCCUGCAUGCAGAGGAAGCCCUGGACAGAGCUGUGGUGUUUGAGGUGGAUUUCCCUGAUGUCUGCCGACGUAAAGCUGCCCUCAUCAACGCUAACAUCUCACUGAGGGGGCUGUUGGACCCACAUUUACCUUCCCCUACAGGUCCGGUCUAUGUGCACAGUGGUCAGUACCGUCUGCUGGGGGUGGAUGUGAGGGAGGAGGCGCAGGUGGAGGAGGCUCUUAGUGCAGCUGGGCUUGACUGGGCGGCUCCCACUCUGAUUCUCUCUGAAGUGGUGCUCACAUACAUGGAGACACAAUGGUCAGACGCUGUCAUAUGUUGGGCCACUAAGCUCCUGCCACAGUCUCUCUUCGUCAUGUACGAGCAGAUUCAUCCUCGCGAUCCCUUCGGACGCAUCAUGCAGGAUCACUUCCUGAAACUAAAUUCCACUCUGCACGCCCUCCAGCAAUACCCCGACACAGCUGCACAGAGGCACCGCUUCCUGGACCAGGGCUGGGAGCAGUGUGUGUGUCUGGAUAUGAACGCCUUCUACUUUGGGCUGGUCCCCGAGGAGGAGAGGAGCAGAGUGGAGAGCCUGGAGCCGUUUGAUGAGUACGAGGAGUGGCACCAGAAGUGCUCUCACUACUUCAUCCUCACAGCCUCCCGAGGCUCCCUGAUGGCUGAGGCGUUACUCCCACAUCCUCCAGGUAGAUAUCACUUUGUUCCUCUCGUGGAAAAACACUUUCCACGAACACCUUCUUUUAUUGCCUCAUUAUCUCCAGUGCCGUCCAUACUCCCGUCCUGGAGCACCUCAGCCCUGAGUCUGCGGCCCCUCCCGGUGUGUGUGGAGGGUCUGGGGACGGCCUCCACCUCUCUGAGCACGGGGAGGGUACUGCUGACAGGAGGGAGCAGCAGAGGAGGCAGGGGGCCCGUCAGCAGGGUCCUGCUCAGGGGCCAGGGAGGCUGGAGGUGUGUCAGUGUGGAGACAGCAGGGGAUUUGGGAGUUCGUCUCUACCACACGGCGACCUCUCUCCCUGGAGGGGGUGGGUUGGUAUUCGGGGGUCGCUCCUCUCCUCUGAAACCAGCCAGAGGCCUCUUCAGAGUAUCGCUGGUCCCCGGGGGUCCACAGGAUCCUCUCCACUCAGAGGACCCGGGGAAACUCUGUGUGGAGGAGAUGGUCUGUACGGGUGAAGCGCCACUGCCGAGAUGGAGGCACUCUGCUGCCACCGUCAGGCACAAAGGUGAAGACUUUCUGUUUGUGUUUGGUGGAAAGAAUGAAUCACAGCCAGUCCUGAGUGACGGUUACUUCCUGUGUGUUGAGCGGCAGCACUGGAGAGAGAUGCCAGUAGAGGGCGCAGCACCAGAGGCCCGUCACUCCCAUUCAGCCUGUUCCUAUCAGGGAGGCCUGGUGCUGUUCGGAGGAGUAGACAGUGGGGGGGUUCCUCUGGGGGACACAGCUGUGUUAAGGCCGACUGACAGGGGCUUCUGCUGGGAGAGAAUAGACGUGCAGCCCCCCCCUGUGCCCAGGUACUCCCAUACAGCCCAUGUGAUCGGUGAGAGGCUGCUGGUGGUUGGAGGGGUUUGGCUGCAUUCAGACGGAGUUCCAGGAGUCCUCAUGAUCCACCUCAGCACCCGCUGCAGUGUGGAGUUCAGAAUGGACACGACCGCGGUGCCUUGGCCUCUGAUGCUCCACUCCUUCUGCUCGGAGCUGACGAACCCCGGAGACCCGGAGCUGCUGCUGAUCGGAGGAGGAGGAAACUGUUUCUCCUUCGGGACUCACUUCAACCUGCAGCCGGUCACUGUGGACCUCAGAGCCGCGCUGAGAUAAAGCAGACAUCCAGACUCACAUCACAGGCAGGAAGGAUGAACUUAUAUUAGAUGAAAAAGAGCUGCAACAAUUAGUGGAUUUAUUGAUCUGUAAAUAAACUAUUUUUAUAUUUUCUUCA